ACACAUAACAGUCUGGUUGUAUCGUAUAUACAGUUCCCAUCUACGUAUGCUUGUUAACGAUCCGACUAGACGGCCAAGAAAUGAAGAAUUGCAUCCUCCUUGUCUUCGGCUUGUUAGCCCUAGCAACGGCAGCUAAACUUAAUUACACCGGGCACAAGGUGAUUCGUGUUAUUCCCGAGACUAAGGAGCAGUUGGAGUUCUUGCGUGAUUGGAAAUCAAGCAGUGAAAUCGAUUUUUGGCUGCUACCGUCUAGCGCGGGACGCUUUGCAGACAUUCGCGUUAGUCCCGAAUCGUACGCUCAUGUUGCUGCCAGAUUGGCUGACAUGAAAAUGAGCCAUAUCGUCCAUAUUGCUGAUGUCGGAGAACUUGAACGACAAGAACAACACAACAUGGCACAACGCAUUGCAAUCUUUAACGUAUUUCAACGUAUGCUGCUCCGACCUACUACACUGAAGCCCCCAUGUACUACUCGGCUCCAAGUUACUACACAGAGGCCCCAGUUUAUUACACGACAACUUACUCUUCUCCAAGCUACUACACUGAGGCUACCAAAUACUACGCAGCAAAGGCACCGGAGUAUUACACAACGACUUACGCUGCCCCAAGUUACUACACCGCAACUGGUCCUUCGUACUACGUGGAACCUAGCUACUACACCACAACUUAUGCUGCUCCGUCUUACUAUGCUGAGGCUGCUGAAUACUACACCACCAAGGCUCCCGAGUACACAACGUAUGCUUCGCCAAGUUACUAUACCCAAGCCCCAAAGUACUACACUACUACCUAUGCUGCUCCAAUUUACUACACUGAAGCUCCCCAAUCCUACACCACUAAGGCCACUGAAUACUACACUACUGCAGCCCCGGAGUAUUACCCCAAGAAAACUGAGUACUACACCACACCUUACGCAGCUCCAGCCUACUACACUGAGCCCCCAAAGUAUUACCAGACUGAGGCUCCGCAAUACUACACCACGAAGGCCCCCGAGUACUACACCAUAAAGUAUUCUGCUCCCAUCUACUACACCGAGGCACCCAAGUACUACUCAGCUCCAAGUUACUACCAAACUGAAGCCCCCAAAUACUACACCACAAAAGCGCCAGAGUACUACACCACCACUUACGCUGCUCCCAGUUACUACACCGAGGCUCCAGCCUACUACACAACAUAUGCAACCCCAUCCUACUACACUGAGCCACCAAAGUACUAUUAAUCGUUAAAAUUGUGUUGUCUAUCUAGUUCGAUGAAGUGUCAAUUAGAUUUUGUUUUAUCAUUGGUAGUCCUCGUUCCAAAUUAAGUAUUUCCUUGAUAUAUAUUUAUGCAUUCACCAGUCGUUCCAUAACAUUGUGGUUUCUCAAUGAAAUGUUGAAUACAAAUGUAUAUCGUUACCUAA
Daphnia magna is the source of this 1393-nucleotide messenger RNA. RefSeq names its product extensin-2-like. Lineage: Eukaryota; Metazoa; Arthropoda; Branchiopoda; Diplostraca; Daphniidae. The transcript is spliced from 3 exons. The coding region runs from base 461 to 1213 and encodes 250 amino acids. The record is from RefSeq and is a predicted model, not a curated record.